AUGGCCCUUUUUGCAAGAUUUCUAGCAAAGACGGCCACUCGUCCUACCACUAUUGUUACCACUACUACUACUACAGAUAAUUUCAUUACUAGGCCUUUAUUUCGUUCCAUCUCAACUACAUCAACUACAUCAACAAUUUUAACUUCUUCUUUAAAACCUUCUUAUUCUUCUUCAUUAACCUUUCAAAAGUCUCCCUUCCCAGCAAAUUUUACAUCAGCUAACGUCAAUUCCUCAGUCUUCCCUGUAAAUUACUAUUCUUUUCACUCAAUUACUUUGAAGCGCUGCCACCUUUCACAAUUAUGUCCAACAACCAUCCAAACCCGUCUUUUUUCAACCUCCAGAUUUCUUCAUAAUAAUAACAACCCCAAAACAAACCCUCCAUCUCAACUUUCCCCAGUCAAAUCAACCCUCAAACUCUUUGAACUCAAAACAUGGCAAUUCUUUCGUCUCAUUCUCCAAUCAAUUGGUGUCAUUGUAACCUCCGUAGCUGCCCUUUUCUUUCUAUUCUUCCUCUACGAUGCUACCACCUAUGCAGGUGACGAUGAAAACUCGGAAAAUGGUUCCGCGGGCAAAACAAUCCCAGUCCCUUACUUUGCACUCCACCCACAACGCGGAGGCCCUAAAAACCUUCCUAUUUUUGAUGCCUGCCUAGAUGAUUUGGAUACCCCGGAAAAACAACUUGAAACUACCCGUCCCAGACUCGUCGUCCUCGGAACCGGAUGGGGGACUGUCGCCCUCCUUAAACAACUCUACGCGAACGAUUACGACGUCAUUGUAGUCUCCCCUACAAAUUACUUCCUCUUCACCCCACUUCUACCCUCAGCUACCGUAGGAACCCUCGAAACACGCUCCCUAGUCCAGCCCAUCCGUGGCAUGCUCCGCUCCAUUAAUGCACAUUUCCUUCAAGCUGAAGCAGUCGAUGUCCUCUUUAACGAGCAGCUCGUCGAGGUCGCUGCCACAAACCCUGAAACCGGUGCUAAGGAAAACUUUUACAUCCCUUACGAUAAAGUCGUCGUUGGUGUCGGUUCCAUCUCAAAUAAACACGGUGUCGAUGGUCUCGAACACUGUCUCAAACUCAAAACCGUCGACGAUGUCACAAGCAUCCGUACUAAAAUCGUCCGCAAUAUCGAGGCCGCAUGUCUCCCAACUACCUCCGACGAAGAACGUAAACGUCUCCUCUCCUUUGUCAUUUGUGGCGGAGGCCCCACUGGCGUAGAACUCGCUGCUGAACUCUUUGACGUGGUCCGUGAAGACCUCACCAAACGUUACCCCAAGAUAUUGCGCUCUGAAGUAUCGGUCCACAUUGUUCAAUCUCGCUCCCAUAUCCUAAACACCUAUGAUCAAAGCAUCUCCAACUAUACUGAAAAGCGCUUUGGAAAAGAUGGUGUAGACGUCAUUACAAACUCGCGUGUCAAUAAAAUUCUCCCCGAUAGAGUGAUUUUCACUCAAAUCAAUGAAGACGGUACAAAAACUCUCAAGGAACUCCCCUACGGUAUCUGCAUCUGGUCAACAGGCGUCGAUAAGGCCCCACUCACACGAGCAAUCACUGAACGCUUGGGCAAACCUCAUCAACGUAACCACAGAGCAAUUGAAACUGAUUCCCAUUUGCGCAUCAUUGGUGCACCUCUCGGUACCGCUUAUGCCAUUGGUGACUGUUCCACCGUCCGUACCUCCAUUGCAGACGAAAUCGAGCGCCUUUUGCGUGACGGCGUUCUUAAUUCCAAACGCUACUACCAAAUGGAAAUCGAAGAUGCCGUUGCAAUGCCCGUCACUAAUCGACCAGUCACUUCAGCUCCUGUUGAAGAACAUCUCGCUCUACCCAUCACUGCCCAACCCGUCUCUAAUACCUCACAAUCUUCUCCCAAUUUAGACAAACUCGGGAAUCCCUCCGAAACAACAAUAACCCAAGACCCAUCCGCAAAUACCCCCCAUCAUUUACAGCCCCGCCGUCAUAUCCAUGCAAUCGAAGAUGACAAAGAUCUAAGUCAAUUGAGCCUCACUUUUGACGACUUUUUGGUUCUCGCACGUACCAUCCGCUCUAAGUUCCCCCAAACCCGUGUCCAUAUCUCGCGCCUCGAGGAACUCUUUCGCCAAUAUGACCACGACGGAUCAGGCACUCUUUCAUACGCAGAACUCGAGGAAAUGCUUGCUGCAAUUGACAAGAAAAUCACCUCUUUACCAGCAACUGCCCAGCGCGCAUUCCAGCAGGGGAAAUACCUAGGCCGCAAAAUGGGCCGCCUCGUCCGCCUCUCAGACCGCUUGCGCGUCGCAGAUGUCAAGUAUGGCGACGUCGAUGCUUCUAUCUGCAAACCCUUCAUGUAUCACCAUCUCGGAAGCCUUGCCUAUAUUGGCAACGCUGCAGUUUUUGACAUGAAUGGCCAUAGUUUCUUUGGCGGUAUCCUCGCAAUGUAUGCCUGGCGUGCCGCUUAUUUCGCUCAAACAGUCAGCUUCCGUACCCGUGCUCUCAUCUGUAUGGACUGGCUCAAACGUGGCCUUUUCGGCCGCGAUCUUUCCGGCGUUUAA
Magnusiomyces paraingens is the source of this 2523-nucleotide messenger RNA. RefSeq lists its product as uncharacterized. The transcript has a single exon. Lineage: Eukaryota; Fungi; Ascomycota; Dipodascomycetes; Dipodascales; Dipodascaceae. The record is from RefSeq and is a predicted model, not a curated record. The coding region runs from base 1 to 2523 and encodes 840 amino acids. Gene Ontology annotation, molecular function: NADH dehydrogenase activity; calcium ion binding.